AUGUCUCAGUCUGCUACUGCUACGGCAACAGAAGCAUCGUCUAACGGGAAACAACAAGUUUAUCCAGAAGUGGAUUUGAAACAUGCUAACAUCCUAGCGACAGGGUUGGAUAAAAAACAACUUAGAGUCGUCAAUGGGUUGGGUAACCUCAUGGGUACAAAAGAGGUCACUGACGUUCACAUCGAUGAGUUGACUGGGAAACCUAUCUCACAGAAGGAGAGGAAACAUAUUUCAGAGCAACCAUGGACUUUGGACAACUGGCAUCAACAUCUUAACUGGUUGAACGUUAUCCUUGUCGUGCUUAUCCCACUGGCAGGGUGGGCAGUCGUUUUCUCUGGGUUGAUCCCAUUACACAGAAACGUCCUGUACUUCUCCGUUUUCUACUUCGGUUUAGGUGGGAUCUCAGUCACAGCCGGUUACCACAGAUUAUGGUCUCAUCGUUCGUACAACGCAGCCUGGCCACUAAGAGCCCUUUACGCCUUCUUCGGUGCCGCCUCAGUCGAGGGGUCCGUGAAAUGGUGGGGCCACUCGCACAGAAUUCAUCACAGGUACACGGACACUCCAAGAGACCCCUACGACGCUCGUCAGGGGCUCUUCUACUCGCACAUGGGGUGGAUGAUCGUUAAACCAAACCCAAAGUAUAAGGCAAGAGCGGAUAUCUCUGACUUGCUGGAAGACUGGGUAGUUAGAUUCCAACACACACACUACAUCAUCAUCAUGUUGCUGAGUGCCUUUGUCGUCCCCACUUUGGCCUGCGGGUACUUCUUCAACGAUUACUGGGGUGGGUUCCUGUACGCAGGUGUCAUUAGAGUGUUCUUGAUCCAACAGGCCACUUUCUGCAUCAACUCAAUGGCUCACUACAUCGGUACUCAACCAUUCGACGACAGAAGAACUCCAAGGGAUAACUGGAUCACUGCGCUGUGCACUUUCGGUGAGGGGUACCAUAACUUCCACCACGAGUUCCCCACCGACUACAGAAACGCUAUCAAAUGGUACCAGUACGACCCUACAAAGAUCCUGAUCUACACGACAUCCCUGUUGGGGCUUGCUUGGGAUUUGAAGAAAUUCUCUCAAAACGCAAUCGAACAAGGUAUCCUACAACAGAAGGAGAAGAAACUGAACCGUGAGAGAAGCAAACUUAACUGGGGCCCCUCAUUGAACAACUUGCCCGUCUGGGACAAAGCAGAGUUCGAGAGGAACUUAUCUCAGAACCCUAACCUUGUCGUCAUUGGUGGGAUCAUCCACGACGUCACUGGGUUUGUCGAGGAGCACCCAGGUGGUGCACCACUGUUGAACGACGCCCUGGGCAAAGACGCCACAACUGCGUUCACAGGUGGUGUGUACCGUCACUCGAACGCGGCACAUAACGUGCUAGCCAACAUGAGAGUAGCGGUCGCCUCGGAGAAAGUGAACGCAGCGUACCUUUUCGCUGGAAGAAGAGGUGAACGUUACGACAAAAAGGUGAACUGA
Molecule: messenger RNA, 1470 nt
Organism: Huiozyma naganishii CBS 8797
Lineage: Eukaryota; Fungi; Ascomycota; Saccharomycetes; Saccharomycetales; Saccharomycetaceae
Gene: OLE1
Product: stearoyl-CoA 9-desaturase
Exons: 1
Coding region: 1-1470 (489 amino acids)
Biological process (GO): unsaturated fatty acid biosynthetic process
Cellular component (GO): endoplasmic reticulum membrane
Molecular function (GO): stearoyl-CoA 9-desaturase activity; iron ion binding; heme binding
Source: RefSeq, a predicted model, not a curated record